This is a messenger RNA of Cannabis sativa, 3466 nucleotides long. Its product is annotated as receptor-like protein EIX2. The coding region runs from base 102 to 3005 and encodes 967 amino acids. The record is from RefSeq and is a predicted model, not a curated record. The transcript is spliced from 2 exons. Lineage: Eukaryota; Viridiplantae; Streptophyta; Magnoliopsida; Rosales; Cannabaceae. Gene Ontology annotation, molecular function: protein binding.
CACAAAGACUUAGAAAAAGACCAUUUGUAUUACUAUAUAUAUUUGUUCAUGGAAGGUUUAAUUAUGAUCAUAUAUCUCUCAUCUCAAUCUCUUACACAAAUAUGGUUAAAUUUACUCAAAUUGUUAUGUUUUUCGUGAUUUUGCUUUACUCAAAUUUAGGAGAGAAGGUUAGAGGAAUCAAGUGCAAACAUGUUGAAAGAGAAGCACUUCUCAAAUUUAAACACGGUCUUGAUGGUAGCACUCCUCUUCUUUCUUCUUGGGGAAAUGAAGAAGAGAAGAGAGAGUGUUGCGAAUGGAUCGGAAUUCGUUGUGACAACAAAUCUGGUCAUGUUAUCAGUCUUGAUAUUUCACCUUCAACUUUUGGUGAUGAUGAUGAAAAUAAGGAAUGUGACACAUAUCACAUGGAUCUUUCAGGUAAAUAUAUCAGUUCUUCAUUGCUUAAGUUGAAAAAUUUAAGCUAUUUGCGCCUCAGCUGCAUUGAUUUGGAGAAUCUUCAGUUCCCAAGUUUUAUUGGUAAUCUCAGCAAAUUAUUAUACCUUGAUCUUUCUAACAAUCUCCUUAGUGGAAAAAUUCCCUCUCAACUUGGAAAUCUUUCCAAAUUGAAGUUUCUUGAUCUUAGCAAUAAUAGUCCUGAUUUGAUUAUAUCAAACCUUGAUUGGCUUUCUACCCUUACUUCUUUAAAUUUUCUUGACUUAAGUAAUUUAGACUUAGGUGAAGUCAAAAAUUGGAUGCAACCAAUAUUCCAACUUCCUCAACUCACAAAUGUGAAUCUAUCUAGUUGUAGUCUUCAAGACUUAACACCCAAUUCAUUUCCUUCCUACAAUAACUCUUCUAUUUCCAUUCUUGAUCUAUCUUGGAAUGUUCUAUCUAAUUAUUCUACAUACCAUUGGUUGAUUAACUCCAUGCCCAAUCUUCUCCAUCUUGAUCUUCAUAAUAACAUGUUAAGUUUUCCACAAAAUAGUUUUGGGAAUCUUGUUACAUCUACUUUAACCUACCUUGAUCUUUCUGAUAAUGAAAUACAUGGUACUAUUCCAAACACUUUUAAAAAUAUAACUUCCCUUGAAUACCUUUCUCUUAGAGGUAACUACUUCUCUGGUACCAUUCCUUACGGUUUUGGAAACUUGGCUUCUCUUACAUAUCUUGAUCUGAGUGCUAAUCGAUUAGAAAAUUCUAUUCCGAAUGAUUUCGGAAACAUGAAUGCCCUAGAAUACCUUGAUCUUAGCUUUAAUAAUCUCAAAGGUGAAAUGAUGGAUAUGUUUGUUGUCAAAGAUACACAACUUUUAUCUUUGAAAGAGUUGAGAAUUAAUGCAAAUCAAUUGCAUGGGCUUGUACCUAAAAGUAUUGGCAAUUUGAGGCAUUUGGAGAUUUUGAAUCUAUCUAUGAACUCACUAGAAGGUGUGCUUAGUGAAGCUCAUUUCUCAAAUCUCUCAAAGCUAUAUCAUCUUGAUUUAUCAUUUAAUAAACAUCUAGAGUUGAAUGUCUCUUCUAAUUGGAUUCCUCCCUUUCAUUUACAAGUUCUUGGACUUGGGAAUUGUAAAUUAGGGUUUGAAUUUCCAAAGUGGUUGCAAACACAAAAAAAUCUCUCCCACAUAGUCAUUACCAAUUCAGGAAUUUCAGAAUCUAUUCCAAAUUGGUUUUGGAAUUUUAGUACUCAAUUAUCUUUGGUGAAUCUUUCGAACAACCAAAUCGGUGGACCUAUAGUGAAAGAUUAUUCAUUGAAAUCAAACCUUAUUGAAGUUGAUUUGAGUUCAAAUCAUUUUGUUGGUCCAAUACCAAAUUUUUUAUUCAAAGUGGAAAGAUUACAUCUUUCCAAAAACAAAUUUUCAAGUCUCAAUUCCAUGUGUAAUGUUAGUGAUGAUCAUUAUCAUUACUCCUUGAGUUUUCUAGAUAUCUCUGAUAAUCAACUGAUUGGAGAGCUUCCAAACUGUUUGUGGAAACUCAAAUACAUAAAGAUUCUCAUUUUGUCAAACAAUAAGCUAUCAGGAAAAAUUCCUAAGUCUAUUGGGAGCUUAUCUUCAAUUAGAUCAUUACAUUUAAGUAACAAUAAUUUCAGUGGGAAUUUGCCUUCAUCCAUGAAAAAAUGUCAAGAAUUGAUUCUUCUUGACUUGGGAAAAAAUCAAUUAUCAGGGUCAAUACCAAUGUGGAUAGGAGAAAGUCUUCAAAACCUUAUGAUUCUCAGCUUGAGAUCCAAUCAUUUCAAUAAAACCAUACCUCAAAAUCUGUGUCAUUUGGUAAAGCUUCAUGUGUUGGACUUGUCACUUAAUCACAUCUCUGGAAGAAUACCAAGUUGUAUUGGUAAUUUUUCUUCAAUGAAAAAGAAUGAAGAUGAGGAUACAUAUUUUACAACUGUUGAUUAUUAUGAAUUGGGAAUAACUGAUUAUGAUGACCAAGUUUUCUUAACUUGGAAAGGUACUUUGUCUUCAUACAAAAGUACUCUUCGUCUUGUAAAAAUUAUCGAUCUAUCUAGCAACAAGUUGAUAGGAGAAAUUCCAAGACAAAUCACUCAACUUAAUGGUUUGGUGUUAUUGAACAUUUCAAGAAACAAUUUAAGUGGACAAAUUCCAUCAGAGAUUGGUAAGUUGGUAUCUUUAGAUGCUCUUGAUUUGUCAAGAAACCACAUUUUUGGUAAAAUUCCUUCAAGUCUAUCUAAAGUGGAUCGUCUCAACACUUUAGACUUGUCAAACAACAACUUGUCUGGAAAAAUUCCAACUGGUACUCAACUGCAAACCCGAGAUGAAGCCUCAUACGAAGGGAAUCCCGAACUCUGUGGAUCCCCACUUCUUAAGAAAUGUCAGGAAGACAAAGAAGCAACUCCUCCCCCUCAUCUUGGUGAUGACCGCCUAGAAAAUGAAGACGAGCUUAUUAUAACCAAAGGAUUUUUCAUCAGCUUAGCAAUGGGAUUUGUGGUUGGAUUUUGGGGAAUUUGUUUUACUUUGAUCUUCAAUAAGUCUUGGAGAUACACUUCUUUCAAGUUCUUGAGUAAUGUAGAAGAUUGGUGUACCUAAUUAAUACAAGAUUUAUAAGGAGAAAAUACUUCAUCAAUUUAUGAGAAGCUAAGAGGUGAAACAUACUAAUAAUUAAUUUUCUUUUCAAAUUAUAAUAUAUUCUUUUUCAUAUUACUUUAUUUAAGAGGUGUCUUACUUGCAGGAGACAUGUGGUUGGUUCUUCAUUUGGAGAAUGUUUCACUUCUGAAAAAUUUCCUCUUAAAAUAAUUUAUAAGGUUAAGACUUUUUUUUUUAAUAUUUAAAGUGUAAUAAAAUCUGUAAAAUCUAGUUUGUAUAAUAUAUUGAAUGUUGCACAAAAUCAUUCUCAAUGGAUUGUGUAUGUAUUGAGAUGAUAUGUAUUAGGGAGUCAUAGUCUGAGUCUGUUGUUGUCGUUAUUUCUGUUAUUGCAGAGUUGUUUUUUCAACUGUUUUUCAGUUGGUCACUCCUCUCAAGUGACUCAAUAUAUAAACCUUUUUGUACUC